Sinocyclocheilus rhinocerous is the source of this 1177-nucleotide messenger RNA. Its product is annotated as nucleolar protein 12-like. The record is from RefSeq and is a predicted model, not a curated record. NCBI's taxonomy places the organism in Eukaryota, Metazoa, Chordata, Actinopteri, Cypriniformes, Cyprinidae. The transcript has 4 exons. Bases 222 to 785 code for a protein of 187 amino acids.
CUGUCCUCAUUUUACACUGUCUCUGUAGAGCUAUUCCUCCUAAAUAGAUCCCUAGUCCAUGUACCUACUUACUUGUGUGUGUUUAUACAUGUAGUUUGUUAGUUAGUUUUAAUUUUACAAAGACUACUCAACUCACACGAACCCUCUCCUGCCAUUCUAGUGCAUUUAGCCCUCUUUUCGUGUUUCACAGUCACUGAUUGUGUCAUUUUUUUACUUUUUGCAUGGCCACCAUCCAUCUCCAGCUCCGGACAGAUGAGAUGAAUGGAAAAGUAGAAGGAGAAGAUGAUGAGGAGGAAGAAUGUUUAGAUGAUGAGGAAGAAGAGGAGGAAGACGAAGAAGAUGAGGAAGAGCAUCCAGAGGAAGAAGAGGGUGAAAAGUGUGAUGAGAAGGAAGAUAUUCUAGAUGAGAAGAGAAAAGAGACGGAGAAGCAGGAGCAAAGCAUUACAGAGUCAGACGUACAGAAAAAGCAGAUUAUAAGAGAAGAAUCUGUUCCAGAUGGACCAAAGAAAGAUUCUGAUCCUGCUACCCUUAUAAAAGAGGAAACACAGUCAGAGAUGAAUGGAGUUACAGAAGACAAGCCAAAGACUCUUACUGGCUCCAGGAACAGGCUUUUUCUUUUCAAGAGAUCUUCCACCAAAGGCAAUCAGGCAGAGAUGUCCACAUCAGGCAAACCAGCAGCUGACGGCCCCCCUCAAAUCUCAGAGAGUUCUAGCAGUGCAAUGCAGAUCGGAGGCCAGACCACAGCAUCCAGUCGAUCACGUUCAGCCACUUGCAAUCUGCUUUGACACUUUUCAGCUGGGUUGAAGUUAUCUUCUGACUUGGGACCAUAACAAAAACUGCUGGAAUUAGCAGAAUCAGCAGUUUAACAAAGCAUCAUCCUGUUGGUGUUGGUGGUGUUAAUGGUACUGUGCCUUGUGCUGCAAAGCAGACCACAGAAAAUAACUUAGCUUAAACAAAACUGAGUUUGGGAGAUUAAUUUAAGUAUAGCUGUGAGCCAUAAUGGUUUUGUUUUGGUACUACAUUGUAUAAUGUUUCCCCUUUGUACUGUAUGUUUGCAGUGUCUAAUUUGUAUAACUUUUUUUAUCAAAUACAUUCUCAAAGUCAUUACUUGGGAGUAAAUUUACCAAUAUGUGCUGUAUAUCUAGAAACAAAAACAAUUAUAUAUGUAUGUAUGUUU